This is a messenger RNA of Mytilus trossulus (common blue mussel), 1311 nucleotides long. RefSeq lists its product as uncharacterized. Lineage: Eukaryota; Metazoa; Mollusca; Bivalvia; Mytilida; Mytilidae. The coding region runs from base 62 to 877 and encodes 271 amino acids. The record is from RefSeq and is a predicted model, not a curated record. The transcript has 4 exons.
UAACUCAACUUAUGAAAAUACUAGAGUACUUCCGAAAGUCGUCUGCUCAAACGAAAUCGAAAUGGGAAAAUUUGCCAGAAAAGUUCAAGAAAAGUCAGACAAAUACAUUCCAAUCGUUUUGAAUAGUUUGACUAUAAUAUUUUGCAUGUGUACCUUCAUACCUAUAGGAUCCGUUAAAAACUAUUUUCAUGGAGAAUGUGUGCUUUAUGCCCAACCGGUUCUGACUGCUGUAACACGACCAAAUAAUUUGACUACAAUAACAGUUGACUUGAAGUCAUCAGUUUGGGGCGAACUAAGCACCUGUUACUAUGUUACAUACACGCCUGUUGUGGUCGGAAUCUACACCUUUAUCUGGCUGUGGUUCCAUAUUCAGUUGAGAAUGUCGAUAUUUGAUGAAGGAAAUGUGCUCGCAGCAUUUAUAAUUGGAGGAGUAACAAACAUCAUACUAUUUAUUACCCUUUUUGUAACAAGCUGUAUUGUAGUGGUUGGCACGUCACAAUUUUGCAGUAACAUUGAAACAGCGCUAAAUCACAGAUAUGACUGUUCAGAAGUUGAAGAUUUGGUUUGGUCAGUUUAUACAGAUGGAAGAACACAUUCCUUCUAUAGAUAUCUACAGUUAGGACAGGCUGGCAGUUGGAUAACUCUGGCAAUAUUGGCUGUCCAUAUUGUUUUCCAUUUCAAGAAAGGAAUGCAAUUAUUGCCAAGUAGAAAUGACAAUAGAAGUGAGACUGAGAGUAUUAUCUCUGAUGAUGAAUGUGAUGCUGCUUAUAAAAAUCACGAUAUUAACGAUGAAACAGGCUCAGUCCUAUUUCACCACACGAGUAGCAAGAAUAAAAGCUUUAAGAGAAGUGAUGAGUCAUUCCUUCUACCUCUUUGAUAAUGUUUAUCAACUUGCAUGUAUUAUAUAAGAAUGUGAUAAUUGCAUAAAAAGUAUUUAUUAUUUUUAACUUGUAUCUACAAAUUAAGAGCUGAUUUAUUGUGUACAAAUACUGUUAUGCUUUGUUUCCAUGCCCAAUGGAUUCACAUCAUUACAAAAAACUCUGGAUUUGUUAGAUUUAUUAAGUCCCCUUGAAGUCAAGUUUACAUAAAAAAUAGAGUUCCUGGUUCAUCACUGCAAUAUGGUCUGUAAACUAAGAAACUUUACAUUCAUUAGAUAUAUUGUAGAAGAAUAUAUCCUUUAUUUAUGAAUAUGAAUACAAUGCUGCAUUAGAAAAUUCUGAGAUAGUUUUAUUAACUAUUUUUUUCAAGGUUUAAGUACUUAGUUGAUUACUUCCCCCUGUUACUUUAAUUUUACAAAAGUAAACUGCUUGA